GGGUACUUGACAAACAAAUGUGCACAGACAAUCGUAAUCGCACACUUCGUGAACUAAUAUAGUUUUCAUUACAUUUUAACGACUACGUGCCUACUAGUUAAAAAGCCUACGUUGCUAAAUAUAAAUUAGUAUUAAAUUAAUAAGUAAGUUCAAGAGUCCAUAAUUAUUUGUAACUAAUUUGCUUUAAUAACUACUUAUCCUAAGAUUGUAUGGAUAUUGUAGUUCUACAGGUACAGUGAGGUUGAAAUUAGGCUUGUAAUUGUCGGUCUUUAAAAUUUGAUCAUGGAUCUGCCAGUUUUAUCAGAAUGCUGCUUCUGUUUGCCGCUACGAUUUGGAUUGCUGGUAUGGGGAUAUAUCAAAUUGACCAUUUCCAGCAUAACGGCUUUAAUACUGCUGUUAGCAUUGGAAGAGAAGAUUGUGAGGAUGGGUGAUGAUCGUGAUUAUUUGGAGAUAUAUGUCCUGGCACUAGUGCUGGUCACUGUUGCGAUUAAUCUCGCUUUGGACACCCUCUUCGUUGUUGGUGGUCAUAAGAAAAACGUGAAACUGCUGCAGAUCUACUACAUCUACCACAUAGUGUUGUGGGUUCUGACCCUGAUAUCCCUGAUAGUCAUGGGCUUCGUCAUGAUGAAGGGAAUCCAUGGACGCAUAGUGCUGCAAAUCAACUUUUUCAACAUAUUUCUUAGUAGCGUACUGCAAUCCUACUUCUUGCUUCUGCUGAGGAGUCAGAUCAUGAAACUGAAAACCAACAUCGACUUCCAAUACUUGAACAGUACUGCUGAAACAGGACCUAAGUGCACCAUGCAAUAUGGCACAGCUAUUUACGCGUUGGAGGGCUCACAAGAUGUUUAUAAUGUGUGAAAAAUAUAAGUAAGAAAAGUAGCAGAUGGAAAAGUACGAAGAUUAUGUCGAUAAGCUUAUUUAAUUCUUGUAAGUAAAAUAAAUCAACGCUGGCGUUUUUAGUAAUUUUGUAGAUCAUGGUGUAAAAAAAUACUAAUAACCCUCUUAUCGCUUUUGAAGAACUGGGGGUUUAUUUUUAUAUAAACAUUUUCUUACUUGCUAAAUAAACUGUUAAAAACAAGAAGAAAAAUAGUAACAUUAAUUUAACCAGUAGUAAAAUUAGGUAUCUAAAACCUUUAAAUGCAUUU
Molecule: messenger RNA, 1145 nt
Organism: Helicoverpa armigera (cotton bollworm)
Lineage: Eukaryota; Metazoa; Arthropoda; Insecta; Lepidoptera; Noctuidae
Exons: 4
Coding region: 283-858 (191 amino acids)
Source: RefSeq, a predicted model, not a curated record